Messenger RNA from Brassica napus (rape), 2260 nucleotides. RefSeq lists its product as uncharacterized. Bases 457 to 1857 code for a protein of 466 amino acids. Lineage: Eukaryota; Viridiplantae; Streptophyta; Magnoliopsida; Brassicales; Brassicaceae. The record is from RefSeq and is a predicted model, not a curated record. The transcript has a single exon. Gene Ontology annotation, molecular function: glycosyltransferase activity.
UGAAGGUAAGGUAUACAUAACAUAUAAUAUUUCUGUUAAGUUUCAUAUUUCGAACUCCAGAUCCAACAAAAUCGGCAUUAAAUGACCUAGACUAUCUUUUCAACUAAUAUAGAUCUAGCUAAUAUUAUCAAUGCCUGUUAACAUAUGAAACUAAACAAAGACCAGAGGCUUAUCUAUAUGAAUAAAUAUUCGAGUAGAAAAUUGUAUACAACUAAAGUCUUAGUAAUUGACAUAUCUUUGGGAUUAGAAUAACUUAUCGUAGAAUGCAAAGUGGGCAAUUAAAAUUUGAAAAACUAAGAGAUAAAAACGGAAAGCAUAUGCAUGUGUUGGUUGAUCCAAAAUCAAUCACGAAUAUUAAUGGUGCUGUGCAGGUCACGUUGCGUUGACCAUAUAUUGCUCACACAAGUUUAGAACUUAAACCGAUUAUGCUUCCCUCUAUGUGAUUCAGUACUAACAAUGGCGACUAUAGCCAGUGUUUGGCGAAGGCUAGUUACUUGCCUAUCCUCCCUUAAGUUCUAUUUGAUACUCUUGUGCCUUGUGGCCACUGUUUUUGUUCUUCUCCAAAUCUUUUCAUUUCAAACCACUCAGCACUCCCUUUCACUCCCACCUGGUCUCUUAACGUAUCUCAAACACCAACCUGAACAAACAUCUGGGAACAAGACAGCUUACUUGGUGGAAAAGCUACGUGAAUCAGUGACAUUCCUUCCACUCAAGGACAUUCGCUUUUCAAACAAGCCACUCGAAGGUCACACCUGGUUCAUGAGCUCUCUCUUAGAUAACCAGACCAAAGGCGAGGCUCAGUAUCAAGAGUUUCCUUCAGAUUCUUCCAACGGAAGGCUUUUAUGCUUGAAAGGUAUCGAUGAACAUGAUGGAUCAUGGAACUACUACGCGUUGGCUUGGCCUGAAGCUCUUCCGACCAAUGCCAUGCUUCAGGAGGGUUUGACUUUUGUUUCUUAUAAUCAAUACGAUUACGGUAACUUGUGGCAUGGACUAAGCGCAGCAUUCCCAUUUGUUUCUUGGAGCUUAAGAAACCAAUGUGAAAAGCCUCAAAAAUGGGUUUUAUACCACAAGGGAGAACUAAGGUACUGGAUGGGGAAUUGGUUGAGCGAAAUACUCACAGCCACUUAUGGUCAAGAGCCAGAGAUUAUACAUUUUGUUGAUGAGAACAAGCCGGUUUGCUUUGAGAAGGCAGUUGUAAUGAGACACAAUGAAGGUGGAAUGUCAAGGGAGAAAAGACUAGAGGUUUUGGACCACCUUAGAUGCAAAGUGAGAAACUACUGUAACAUCGCUUCAUCCGAGACAUCAAAACCGCGAAUCGGUAUGACAUUGCUACUGAGAACUGGAGCCAGAUCAUUCAAAAACGUGUCAGCCGUCAUCAAUGUCUUCAAAAGGGAGUGUGAGAGAGUAGAUGGGUGUGUGUUAAGUGUUUCUUAUUCGAAUAAUCUAACAUUUUGCGAGCAAGUGGAGCUGAUGAAGAGGACCGAUGUGUUGGUAUCACCACACGGUGCACAGCUGACUAACUUGUUUCUAAUGGAUAGAAAUAGUAGUGUGAUGGAGUUUUUCCCUAAAGGAUGGCUUAAGCUAGCUGGAGUUGGUCAACUUGUGUACAAAUGGGGAGCUAAUUGGUCAGGGAUGAGACAUGAAGGAGCGUGGCAUGACCCCUUUGGAGAAACAUGUAAGUUUCCUGAUACUGAUAAGCGAUGUAUGUCGUUGGUUUAUAAAAACGCUAUGAUUGGAUACAAUGAGACAUAUUUUGGUGAGUGGGCGAGACUUGUUUUGGGCAAGGUUAACAUUAGAAAGAAGGAAGAGAUUCCUGAACACAACCAUGUUUCUCUUGAUGUAUGUUCUCAAUGUUGAUGAAUAAUAAUGUAAUAUGAUUAGGCAUGGUCAAUUCUACAUCUUAUCGAUAUGUUUUUGUUGUUACAACUAAAGUCCACGAGGAGGGUCUGAUCUGAGAUCUAAAGAGUCACAAACAUUGUUAGGUUAACUUUUAAUAUAUUUUUUUUGACAAGUUAGAGACCAUAUGAUAUAUGUAUUAAUAAUAACACUUUAAAAUUUGAUGAUUAAGUCAAAUGUUUCAUCCGGUUGUGUUUAUGAAAACAUGCCAUGUCUACAAGUAACAUAUUUUCAAACGCAUAGCAACAAAAUGGUAACAAUAUUACCCGUUUUCUAUUCUUAAUAAUAAUGAAACUAUUAGCUAGGUAAAUCUAUAAAAGGAAAAAAGAGUCAAAUGAAAUAAAAUUGUACUUUAAGUUUUAUC